GAGCAUUUCCCACAUCACCAUCCUAGUGAGAAGACGCCUAGAGCGCUCUCGUUAUAAAGUUGUCACCAGGCAUGCAUCGUUUCUCGUACUAGACAAGUCAUCACAUGAAAUUCGCCAAUGAACGAUCCGGAAGCUAGUCGUGCCGAAAGUAUCGACGACACUUGCGAAGUGGAAUUAUAUCAUGCCCGGCAGUAGACAUUGAGGUGGCUCUUGUCGCAUUCCCAUUUCAGUUCGCAAGUUCUUCGCUUUUUCUCCAUCAUUGAUAUUGUCCAGGCAGAAUCACCACUUACUAUCUAGUCAAUCAAUCAUCGACAACAUGGGUGCCACCGCGGCUCAAGAGAAACCUACGGACAUCUACCGAUUGCCCGAUGCGAAAGUGCUCGAAGAAGCCGGCCAGUUGCAAGUGCUGGAUAAAGAUGGCAACAAGGUCGACUUGAAGUCAUUCUACACCAACCAGCCCACAGGCGAGAAACAGCUCAUUGUCUUCAUCCGUCACUUCCUCUGCGGUUUCUGCGAGGAGUACGUCCGCGCGCUCGCCCGUGAUCUGCCCCCGAAGCUCUUGGAGUCGGUCGACACGAAGUUGACCAUCGUCGGCUGUGGCGACCACACACUCAUCGCCGACUACGCCACUCGCACUGGCUGUCCCUACCCGAUCUACUGUGACCCCAGCCGCGCAACUUAUGAGAAGCUGGGCAUGGUCUGCUCUCUGAACCAAAAGGGCAAACCCGAUUACCUUAGCCGCAGCCAGCUCAGCCUCAUCAAGAGUUCAUUGUUCACCGCUUUGGGUAUGGGCGUUGGCAAGGCCUGGAAAGCAGGCAAGAUCAGCCAGAACGGUGGCGAAUGGGUCUUCAAGGACGGCACGGUUGAGUGGUGCCGUCGCAUGCAGCACACUGCCGACCACGCAGAGAUCCCCGAGCUCAAGACUGUGCUCGGCUUGUAAUUGGACAAGGCUUACGACCUUGCUUUGCUUUCAAUGCGUACAAAAGAAGCAGCUGUCGAGAGCAUUUGUGCUGAGACCGCUUGGCGUGGGGACAGUCGAGCAAGCACUUCCAAAUUGUCUAUUUGCGCCUAUGAUAUCCUUGUUUUCCGAUUGCAAUCUCAAGCAUAACAUCAAUAUUUAUUAACUGGUUCGCUUUAAUUGUGUGAUGAAGCCGUAAGUUUACAGCAUGUACUUUCCUCAUGCGCCGACAA
Dissoconium aciculare CBS 342.82 is the source of this 1191-nucleotide messenger RNA. RefSeq lists its product as uncharacterized. NCBI's taxonomy places the organism in Eukaryota, Fungi, Ascomycota, Dothideomycetes, Mycosphaerellales, Dissoconiaceae. The coding region runs from base 317 to 940 and encodes 207 amino acids. The record is from RefSeq and is a predicted model, not a curated record. The transcript has 3 exons.